UAUAAACGAGUGGUUCGAAGCCGACAUUUCACCAGUCUGCGUUUUGCCAGCCAGCUAUCGCGACAUUUUUAUUGCUACUCCAGUGUUACUUUCCAUAUAUUUCCGCAUAGAGCGUUUUUAUAGUGGUUCACGUAGUGUGAAAAAGUCACCACCAUGAAAACCACAACAUCCCUCUGGCUUUUCGCCGUACUACUCCUUGGAUUUUUGUCCUUCGCUGAGUGUGGAUUUGGUGGCGGAUGGGGUGGCGGCGGAUGGGGUGGUUGGGGCGGAAAUGGCUGGGGAUGGGGCGGUGGCGGCUGGGGAGGUUGGGGCGGACCUUGGGGAGGUUAUGGCGGCGGUUGGGGUGGAUGGGGCGGUUGGGGAGGAUGGAAGAAGUGAGUUCGUUUUCCGGUUUGUUGACCCCGGCUGCGACGCUUACGGUGGAUCCCAUUCCUCAUCGCCUUCGGAUCAUGUGCCAUUUUGUGAUUCCUGUGAUCAUGUCAUUAACUUGUCCAUCUCGGUUUUAAAGUGCAUGUAAUUUUACGGUCGAAUAUUUAUUCUCAAUGUUUAAUUUACUAUAUGGUGGAAAAGUUAUUAAAGGUCGUGGGAUCAUGA
This is a messenger RNA of Paramacrobiotus metropolitanus, 594 nucleotides long. Its product is annotated as neuropeptide-like protein 33. The record is from RefSeq and is a predicted model, not a curated record. The transcript has 4 exons. The coding region runs from base 154 to 378 and encodes 74 amino acids. Lineage: Eukaryota; Metazoa; Tardigrada; Eutardigrada; Parachela; Macrobiotidae.